Molecule: messenger RNA, 3371 nt
Organism: Dalotia coriaria
Lineage: Eukaryota; Metazoa; Arthropoda; Insecta; Coleoptera; Staphylinidae
Exons: 3
Coding region: 230-667 (145 amino acids)
Biological process (GO): sleep; positive regulation of voltage-gated potassium channel activity; regulation of synaptic transmission, cholinergic
Source: RefSeq, a predicted model, not a curated record
CGCGCCUCAUACUCGGCAGCUCAGCAGCAGCAGCACAGCUCAGCUUUUGUUCCGUUCUGGGUCGAGCUAUCGCACGAGACCAGCGAGAAUUUAUAGUAGCGCAUCGCGUACGUACUACCUACCCAGGCGAAUAGUGCGUUUUCGGCGGUUUCAUCGUUUUGCGUCCAAUUCCAUUUGCUGCGGGCGCAUCUUCCCGUCUGAUUUCAUCAUCGUGCCCCUGGCCGCAAUCAUGACCAGAUCGAUCAUCUCCGCUUUGCUGCUGCUCGUCGCUGUCUCAUCAGUGCACUCGCUGAGGUGCUACAGCUGCGAUUCCAGCAAGGGGUUCGCAUGUGACUACAGUAUCCUGUCUUUCACAUUCCCAUCGGUGGAAUGCGAGAACAGUGGCGGCGGCAUCUUGGACGCCAUCGCUUCUAUUUUUCCUAUGACGUGCGCGAAGAUUGCUGGCACAGAUAGCGACGGCAAGACCUAUACGGCCCGAGGCUGUGUGCCGAAGGGCACCAACCUUGCCUGUCACGUAAUUGCCACCACGAUGAAGUUCGCCGACUCCAAGCAGUUAUCCAACCAGGUGUGCGAAACCUGCGACAGCGACAAUUGUAACUCUGCAGGCCGCGUCGGCGGUAUGACCGCCGCCGCACUGUUGGCCGCCUGCUUCCUCUUCCUCUUCUAACCGACUUCGUCGCGGGACUGUCGGGUUUUUUGUUCUUUUUGUUUCUUUUUGUUGUCUACCAUUCGCCGUUUUCAUUCGACGUCGGCUCCACGCCGCCCUGGAGCAGCAGCCGCGUUACGCAACCAGUACGCUUUCAAUUAAGCAAUUUCACUAAGCAAAUAAAACGAUUAAAAAAAAACUACAAAAAAAAUAAUAAUAACAAUAAGAGUGGCGUUGCACUGGUGCUGUCGAUUGGCGUCGCGUCGACUUAAACAGCGCAUCGCUCGAUCAGAUUACAAUCAUACGCUGGAUUCUACUCAAUUGUAUUCUAUUUAUCAGUUUGUGAUCCGAACAAACAAAAUCGUUGGCCUUAAUUGCUUCAAAUCACCUACAUACUCUUAUCGCUGAGAUGAUGUUGCGUUAUAAUGUUACAAAUAUUUUUCUAUUCUAUUACGAAUUACAAAUGUUUAUCAUACGAUUAUGUGUAAAAGGCGAGUGAAAAUGACCAAUAAUUCAUAAAUUGAAACACGCAAUUACGAUUAGAAUACGAUUGAAACAAGCCGACGAACUAUUUGCGAAGAAAACCAAAUUAAAUCCAGGGGAAGUAAAGAAACUCGACGGGAAACUAUGUACGCUUUGUUUAUCUCUUUUAUUGUUGGUUCGACUAUUAUUUUCUAAUAAAGUUUAAUGUUUUAGUUGAUUUGCGAACUGUGUUGUUAACGCGCCGAGUAUAGUCGCAUUUAUUUAUUAUUUCGUGACGACUACGAAAAUUUCAACGGAAAGUUGCGAAAUACGAGCGUGGGCAAUCUAAAAUGUGCUUGAUAACUCUGACGUUGUUUUAAUAUCGUGAAUAAUGAUGCAUUUAUGCCGGAAGCAUCUGAUGAACAGUAUUAACUAAUUCGAAAUGACUGCUGCGUUGCCAAAAAAGGAAACAACUUAACUUACGCUUAUUACAACAAAUGUUGAUUCCAACCUACCAGUUGUGGGUGUUGCAAUGAAUGCGUUGUAAAUUUAAAACACCAGUUUUGCGAUUUUCAUAACAAUAUCACCGAACCGAAUGCGUUGGCAACCGCAAUUGAAUGUACUUUUUGGGUGUAACUUUCACCAUGAUUACACCAAUUAAUCGCAGAAAAAAAAACACAAAAAAUCUCUCCAAACAAAUAUAGAAAGCCACGAAAUUGAUAGUAUGUACUUAACGUUGAUGGUAAUGGAACAUAAGCAAUUCUUUUUGACUAUUUGUUCCUAAACUAUGUAAGUUAGAUAUUUACAAUUGCAUUUGAGGCGUUGAUUGAGCGAUAGAGAAAUAAUCGGCAUAACUUUUAGAAAUAUUGCGAUAUUACGUAUUAAAACAUUAUUAAGAUCAGUAGGAGAGAUCUACACUACUGUAAUUCAUUACAUUAACUGUUCCAGUACGAUAUAUGUACAAAUAAACAUCAACACACAUGUCACACGUCAUAAAUCGCAUCAACCAUGAGCCAUAGGUCUUGUAUCUUGUAACAUUGCACCCAUUUAUCACGGUAUUAUGUUUUAGUGAGAGUUUUGUGAUUUGAUUUUAGUUAGUUUUUAGUUUGUCCCUUCAAAGUGGACACUAAUCAAUUGGUCGUAGUCUAACGCGCACGAUGAAAUAAAUACUUACGAAGAAUGAAAAGAAACGUAACAAUAAUUUGCAUAUUAUUAUUAAGACGAAUUCUGACUACACAUUUAUAGAUUAAUUUACAUUUGUCUGCUCAAAUUUGUCAGCAAAGAUUCCAAGUUACCAAUAUUUUGAUACAAUAGACUGAUUUAUUAAUGAAUGUAAUUUAUUUCAAGGCUCCAUUAUACACAUUUCGAUGAUACAAAUGCAAUCUUCCCAAAUUCUGCUUAUUUUUCUAUUGUAUACUCUAUAUUUAUAAAAAGGAAAUUACAAACAAAUCAAACGGACAAGAGAACAUCAUAACUUUGUAAAAUAAUUAAUAUAACACGAUAUUUAUGCAAAAUAUGCACGUUUUCAUGAUCCUCGUGGAGUUUUCGCAAUGGAAACGCAUCCGAUCCGUUCUGCUUGUGAAAAAUCCACGCGGUGACUAGGCAUAGAAGGCGAACACUUUAGUCGUACGGCACGUAUCAACACGAAAACGAGGACGAGGACAAAGCGAACACAUUGAAUUUACUCGUCAUCUAAGCAGCAAAUAAUUAAAUUGAUCAUUGCGUUCAACCAUGCGUAUAUUGCGUACCUUGAUUAAGAGAGCGUUGAAUUUUAACAUUAUUCUACGAACAAAUGUUGUAAGUACGUUUUAAAUUUUAACGAUAACGAAAGUAAACUACUUGUAAUGUGUAACAAUGUUUAAGGUGAAUUUAAAACAAAGUUGAAACCGAAACAAAUCGUAGAGCUUAGUGGAACUAUUCAUGAGAAUAAAAUUAAAGUAUUUAUUAACGUAAGGAUUAAAACGAAGUAUAAAUCGAUGGGAAUUUGAUGGAACUCUUUGCAGUUGAAUGUUUUUCUUUUGGUUUCGAUUUGGAAAAUCUGUUUACGUUCGAGAAUUCGCUUUGGUUGAACAAGAAUCAAAACUGUAAACGAUGUUGUUUAUCGUAUAUCACUUGCGAACUGUGUUAUGAUUGUUUGAGCUCGUUGUUCACAGGCGCCUAUUCAUAUUUGGUAAAUGCUUUUUACAGCUUUAACUCGGAUACUUUCACUACAAUUGUGAAUAAUUUUCAGUGAUUAUUAUAAAAUAUAAAUAUAUGGAAAAUA